This is a messenger RNA of Drosophila eugracilis, 461 nucleotides long. Its product is annotated as cuticle protein 64. The transcript has 2 exons. The record is from RefSeq and is a predicted model, not a curated record. Bases 63 to 461 code for a protein of 132 amino acids. NCBI's taxonomy places the organism in Eukaryota, Metazoa, Arthropoda, Insecta, Diptera, Drosophilidae.
AACUGCAGCAACACUAGUAGUUCAGCCUCUCCAGCAGCAGCCGGAAAAUUACCAACAGCAAGAUGAUUAAAGGACUGACACUUGUGGCCAUCGUCUGCCUGACAACCUCCAUCCUGGCAGCUCCUGCUCCCGAACCAGCUCCAGAACCAGCUCCUGCUCCAGCUCCUUCACCCAGUAUUGGCUUUGGAAUUGGACAUGGCUACGGUGGAUAUGGCCUGGGAUUGGGUCUAGGAUUUGGGCACUACGGAGGGCACUAUGGUGGACACUUUGGGGGAAUCGGUCUAGGACUGGGCUACCAUGCACCAAUCAUCUCCAAGACGAUCAUCGGUAAGAGCUACCUUGGUGGCUAUGGCUACGGCCUGGGACAUGGAUAUCUCGGAGGCUAUGGACAUGGACUUUAUGGAGGACACGGUCUGGGGCUGGGAUACGGACUGGGCUAUGGAUACGGCCAUGGUUGGUAG